Molecule: messenger RNA, 3185 nt
Organism: Octodon degus (degu)
Lineage: Eukaryota; Metazoa; Chordata; Mammalia; Rodentia; Octodontidae
Gene: Klkb1
Product: kallikrein B1
Exons: 15
Coding region: 90-2006 (638 amino acids)
Biological process (GO): proteolysis
Cellular component (GO): extracellular region
Molecular function (GO): protein binding; serine-type endopeptidase activity
Source: RefSeq, a predicted model, not a curated record
GCCCUGGGACAGCUGGAAGAGUGUUCAUUUUUUUAAGUGGCAAGAGACGCUCUCACCUCCCGAACCACAGAAACAAUUGUGCUGGCAGUAUGUUCACUCUCAGCCGAGCAGCUUGCUUCUUUUGCUUGUUUGGCACCGUGCUGUGCGGGUGUCUGACUCAAUGGUAUGAAAACACCUUCUUCAGAGGGGGCGAUGUAAGUGCCAUGUACAGCCCGGAUGCCCAGUACUGCCAGAUGAUGUGCACUUUCCACCCCAGGUGUUUACUGUUCAGUUUUUUUCCAGAAAGUUCAACUAAUAACCCAACAAAAAGGUUUGGUUGUUUCUUGAAAGACAGUAUUACAGGAGCUCUACCAAGAGUGCAUCGGAGAAACGCAAUUUCUGGGCAUUCUUUAAAGCAAUGUGGCCAUCUAAUAAGUGCCUGCCACCGAGAUGUUUAUGAAGGAAUUGAUAUGAGAGGAGUCAAUUUUAAUGCAUCUAAGGUCAAGAGCGUUGAGGAAUGCCAGAGAUUGUGCACCGAUAAUAUUCAUUGCCAAUUUUUCACAUAUGCCACAGACAAAUUUCACAGUGCAGGGUACCGGAACUACUGCCUAUUAAAGCAGAGUUCAAGUGGAACACCUACCAGUAUAAAGACGGUGAAUGAUGUGGUAUCUGGAUUCUCACUGAAGCCCUGUGCACUUUCAGAAUUCGGUUGUCGCAUGGACCUCUUCCAGCAUGUUGUGUUUUCAGACACGAAUGUGGCCAGAAUCAUCACCCCAGAUGCCUUUGUGUGUCGGACCAUCUGCACGUAUCAUCCCAGCUGCCUCUUCUUUACAUUCUAUACAAAUGCAUGGAGUGCAGAAUCCCAAAGAAAUGUUUGUUUUCUUAAGACUUCUGAAAGUGGGACACCAAGUUCCUUUACUGUUCAAGAAAACACCGUAUCUGGACAUAGCCUCUCCACCUGCAAAAAAACUCUGCCUGAACCCUGCCUCUCCAAAAUUUAUACCGGAGUUGACUUUGGAGGAGAAGAAUUGAAUGUGACCUUCGAGGAAGGAGCAAGUGCUUGCCAAGAGACUUGUACGAAGAUAAUUCGCUGUCAGUUCUUUACUUACUCUUCACUCCCAGAAGACUGUAAGGGAGAGAGGUGUAAGUGCUCCUUAAGAUUGUCUCUGGAUGGCUCCCCAACCAGGAUUACGUAUGGCACGCAAGGGAGCUCCGGUUACUCUUUGAGAUUGUGUAAAACUGGGGACAGCGCUGUCUGCACAACCAAAACAAACGCACGUAUCGUGGGAGGAACGGACUCUGCUUGGGGAGAGUGGCCCUGGCAGGUCAGCUUGCAGGUGAGACUGACAAGUCGGGGCCACAUGUGCGGAGGGUCCAUCAUCGCGCCCCAGUGGGUCCUGACCGCCGCGCACUGCUUUGAUGGAAUUCCCUUCCCAGAUGUUUGGCGCAUUUAUGGAGGCAUUUUAAAUCUGUCAGAGAUUACAAAGGAAACCUAUUUCUCACAAAUAAAAGAACUUAUUAUCCAUGAGAAAUAUAAAGCCUCAGAAACUGGUCAUGACAUUGCCUUAAUAAAACUCCAGGUGCCCUUGAAUUACACUGAAUUCCUAAAACCAAUAUGCCUACCCGCCAAAGAUGAUAUGGAUACAGUUUUUACCAACUGCUGGAUAACUGGAUGGGGCUACAAUAAGGAAAAAGGUGAAAUCCAAAAUAUCCUACAAAAAGUAAAUAUUCCUUUGGUAACAAGUGAAGAAUGCCAAAAAAAGUAUAAAGAUUAUGUCAUAACCAAGCAAAUGAUCUGUGCUGGCUACAAAGAAGGGGGUAAAGAUGCUUGUAAGGGAGACUCUGGUGGCCCCUUAGUCUGUAAACACAAUGGAGUAUGGCGACUGGUGGGCAUCACCAGUUGGGGUGAAGGCUGUGCCCGGAAGGAACAGCCAGGUGUCUACACGAAAGUUGCUGGAUAUGUGGACUGGAUUUUAGAGAAGACACGGAAAGGUGAUGGGAAGGAGCUGAUGGCAUCACCAGCGUGAGGAGGCUGCAGGUGCAGGAAAGCCCAGAUGACAGCCCUAGUUCACCAUCUGGGUUCAAGUCAUACAGGGCAACUUCAGUUCUUGCCUGUGAAAUCUGGAGAAUGGAUAUGCCUUGAACCCUUGUAGGGAUAAAGAGUUGGCACACAGCUGCUGAGGACAAAGAAUUGCCAAGGCAUGCUGUAAGUAUUCAGAAACCAGGAGCUCCUAAUGAGAAAUAGCUGAAGAGCUUCCGUUCUGUGUGUUGUAAAAUAAAAUGGAAAAAGAGCAUGACUAGAAGUAUGUCCAUCUGGUUAUGAAACAAAACUGAACACAAGUGACUCUGGAUUCUAGCAGUGUUCCCUGGAACCUAACUUUGCCUGCUUUACUUAGGGUGAGAAGUUAAGAAGCUUGAGUUUUGUUCCGCCCAGUGAAAGAAAGAACUCUAAUAUUCUCUUUUACAAUAAAAAGGUGGAUUUCCUGAACUUGGGAUGAUAGGACACGUGUUCAAUUGAGCCACUUACAUGUGUUCCUGAGAAUUGGAUCAAGGGUCCAGGCUGAGUGUGUAGCAGAUACAUAUAGGGCUGCACUUUUCUGGUUGAAGCUCCUGCAGUCAAUUCGCUGCAGAGCCUUCAUGGAGAGUGAGGAAUCUGCUUCAUGAAGACCAUUAACCCAAGAAGCUCAGUGGAUGUUGAGUUGUGCAACAGUAACUCAAAUCUAUUGCUAGGUGUAAAGUACUGCAUCAAAUUUUGAAUUGUAAACUCUUAUAGGUAGUAGUUGUUACUCUUGGAAUGGAAGACCUCAAUGUGUGUGAUACACAUUCAGAACUUGUCAGUGAUCAUCACAGUUGAUCACAGAUAGUUUGAUUCAGGGCAGUUAAGUUGAUUAACACAUACCUAAGAUCUUCCAAUUAUAAAAAAUUGUGUAAGUUGAGUAGAAAAAUAAGAAGUAAAGAUUUAUAAAUGAUUACAUUUUCUUUCCAUCUGCCAAGAUACUUUGAGUGGUAGAAAGGAAUAAAGAUGGCAGAGGCAGAAGGAAAACCAGAAAGUCUUGGUUCCCAUUGUCCAUGCCACUAAAAACUGAGGAGGUCAGAAUUAUUUCAGAGGCAAUGGCUUUCAUAAAACCUGGAUAAAUUGUAUGAAUUGUUUUUUUAAACACAUAAUUUCAAUGUUUACUAUUGUAAUAAAGAUAUUAGUCUUACUA